This is a messenger RNA of Miscanthus lutarioriparius, 822 nucleotides long. Lineage: Eukaryota; Viridiplantae; Streptophyta; Magnoliopsida; Poales; Poaceae. The record is from the annotation of a GenBank genome assembly.
AUGUCCUCCCGUGCUCGUCCACCUUCCGCGCCCCGCAUCCUCCCCCGCCGCCCACCUUCCCCUUCCCCUUCCCUAGGCCAGGAUGACAGAACGACCUCCAUGAUCAUGAGAGGCCGCCAUGUGAGUGGCGACGAUGGCGCGGUCGAAGCAGUUAACAUGAAAGCCAUCGUCGGCGACGAGCUUGGUCAAGGUGCGACGGGUGGAGCUCCGGAGCGUACAACCAUGGGUAGGGGCGGGAGCAGAGCUUACUCAGCCACACCGGUUGCGGGAGGCAGCCAUAAGCUUGCCACAUGGGAAGCCGAGGAACCGCUCAGUGGCGGCAAAUGGUGGCCUGCACCUGCACGCCUUGGGCAUCAGCGAUGCUGUACAGCAAGGGUGGACGGUGGUGGAAAACGGCGGUGGGCGCACCGCCGGGGAGGCUUCGUGACCGGCGGCACCGGUUGGUCCAAGCCGCCACCGCCGGGCCUCGGCCCCGCCGCGGGGGUGGGCACGAAGAAGUCGGAGUGGUGGGCGGUGGACGGGGAGAUGCACGAGAUCGGGGACGGCGUGCCGCAUCGCGAGCGCUUCGCCAUCCCGCGGGACAACCUCCCUAACCGCCGCCGCAAGCAGAUGCGGGAGCAGUUCAUGCGCCGCACCCGCCUCGUUCUCAAAGACUCGGAACACGAAACAUGGUGCAAAAAGUACAUGGAAUUAUACCAAGAACUUAGAGAAAACUGGGAAAGGUUGUACUGGGACGAAGGUUAUUCAAAAAAGAUUGCUGAAUCUCAUGCUAAUUAUGACUCUGCUCAAGAAGAUGAUCUUGACUUCUCGCCAUACAGGUAG